AUGUUCAAUAAUCUGACACGGCUCAUUGCGGAUGCAUACGAAGCAGGAAGUGCAUCCAAAAUCCCUAGCUUUGAUGGGUCAGAAACCAAGAACCUCAGCCCUCCAUUCCGUGUCGCCGCGAAUGUGCCAACCAAGUUGACAGAAAGCCAAAAGCAACACUUAUCUGAGCAGAAUGCACACAAAGCCGCGGCUUAUCAGGAUUAUGGAGACACAAAGGUCCUUAGAAUCCCUUACCAGCACGGUACCAACGCCCCGGGCAAGCAUCAGCGCGUCGCGCUAGACUUCUCCGAGCGCGACACGGCAGCCCUCAUCGCGGCCUGCAAGAGCCUGAAGGCGACAGUCACCCACGCGUUCCACGCCGCCAUCGCCAUGGCCGUUCGGGAUGUUCAGGAACGGAAGCAACAGUCACAACAGGUCCGAUAUGUCAACUACAUCCUGCGGAAUGAGCGCAGGAGCUGCGUCGAUCCGUACAACACCCCGAAGCACGCUGUUUCUGUUUACCACUCGGUCCUGUCUCGGGCCGUGCACUCACGGGUAAACGAGUUCCGCUCCAUCGUCGAGAAAAUCAGACAUUUCUACGAUGCCGUGCGCGACGACGGCGACCACUACGCCUUGUCGCUGCCCAUGUGGGAGGCCGGGUGCCCCACGCUACCAAAGAGCGACGCAAUACCGCCCGUCCCACCACCAAACCCGAAGCCCUCGGUGUCAAUCUCAAGCAUGGGGAAUGUCGAUGCGAUCAUCGCAUCGAAACAUGGCCAGAUCAUGGUCGACAAGCCUUGGGUGACGGGGGAGGAGCUUGGAAACGGGCUUGAGCCGUUCGCCGACGAGGUCUCUCGCAGCGGUGAGCAAGAACUCUCGGCGGCAAACCUCGCAGCCUUUCAGGAAGAGAUUCUCGAAAUGGAAAGGCCGAAUUUUGCACUUCAAAAAUUGAAGGUCCGGGAACUGUUUGACCGGGGCGUCCCGUUCUUCACGAAACCGGCGAUAAAAAAGCUCAAGGAUCAGAUCGACACCAUCAAGUCCAUGGCCGAGAAUGGCCGGUCGACAGACGGCCAGAAAUUUUUGUUUUCGUCCAUCACUGGGCAGACGGUCGAGCGUGCAGUCCUGAAGGGACUGACACAGUCGAGGCAGUUUGGCAAAGAAACAGUGCUAUACUCCGACCAGGCCCUCUGUCCUCUGCAGAUAUGCUACGGCGGCCAUAAUGAGCAGCAGAACCACAGCAGCCUUGAAGAGACACGAGACGCAUUCCAUUCAUAUCGGGGCACAUGGGAAGCCAGCGAGGACUGCCUCAGGCUGAAAUCCUCCAUGGCAGCCGCCGCCUCCCUACCCGGCAUCACCAAGAUCAUCGCCUUCGCCUGCUCGUCCAUGUCGCGCGACGACGACCACCACACGCGACACCGCAGCGUCUCGCAGCACGCCCUGGUCCUCACCCUCCGGGACCUGCUCCAGGCGGCCCGGCCGGGGGCGCGGAUCAGGUGCCUCGCCCAGGACCCCGCCUACACCGAGGCCGACAGGGCGGUCCUCGCGGAGGUCGGGGUCACGGUCGUCGACGACCCGCAGGGGUUCCUCGAGGUGGACGACCAGAGCGCGGUGCUGUCCUUCUCCCCGAACGUGCCCGUCAGGCAGGUCAUCGCCGACCUCGCGCGGCCGGUCGUCCUGGCGUGGGACACGGUCCUCACCGAGGAGCAGACGAUUGGCCGCUGGGCGACGGUGCACGAGCCGCCCAAGACGUGGGGCGGCGCCGAGGACCUCGAGGCGUGCCUGUGCGACCCCGAGUCGUCGCGGGUGCGGGCGAUGAUCCGGGAGGAGUACGUCCAGGUUGAGAAGCUGGGUGCGACUGGCUUUGGUGAUGCCAGCGUUUACAUUAGAUGUGAUGGGAGGAGGACUUGA
This is a messenger RNA of Diaporthe citri, 1887 nucleotides long. RefSeq lists its product as uncharacterized. The transcript is spliced from 4 exons. The coding region runs from base 1 to 1887 and encodes 628 amino acids. Lineage: Eukaryota; Fungi; Ascomycota; Sordariomycetes; Diaporthales; Diaporthaceae. The record is from RefSeq and is a predicted model, not a curated record.